This is a messenger RNA of Xyrauchen texanus (razorback sucker), 5606 nucleotides long. RefSeq names its product rho GTPase-activating protein 45-like. Gene Ontology annotation, cellular component: membrane. The coding region runs from base 183 to 3557 and encodes 1124 amino acids. The record is from RefSeq and is a predicted model, not a curated record. Gene Ontology annotation, molecular function: GTPase activator activity. The transcript is spliced from 23 exons. Lineage: Eukaryota; Metazoa; Chordata; Actinopteri; Cypriniformes; Catostomidae. Gene Ontology annotation, biological process: activation of GTPase activity; signal transduction.
GCGCGUCAGAGCGGAAUAUACAGCAGGAAGAGGGAGAGACCGAGCGAGUAACUGAACAUUCAUGAUGGGGAAGUAACAGUCAAAGCAAUAGAAGAGCCUGAGGAUUGUUUUAACCAGCGUUUGUCUCAUUAUUAAAACACUUCAGCGCGAUUUUAUUUGACCUGGAGCAAAACGGAGGGAAAAUGUUUCGAAAGAAGAAGGAGUUGACGAAUAAAACGCCCUCAGCAUCCAAAAAGAGCAGCUCAGGAAACACCGGGGCGCCAAACCCUUCGCUGUCCAUUCUUCAGGAACAGUCUCACUAUGACACUAUCGACGGCCCGUGCACGUUGAGCCCUCCAGAUGCCGUCCCUUUGUCCUGCCCUGGAACACCUGCGUCCCAGUCCAUGGUGGCUGGGUGCAGUUCACCUGUCUCUACGAACAAACGGCCCACGGGUCUGAGCCGUCACGCCAGCGCCGCCGGGCUCCCCUUCCAGACUGCGGGGACGUGGGGCUUCCACAAAGGCUACGUACGGACUGCUCUCACAUACGGACAUGCGUCGGAUGGCGUGGAGACGUCGGUCAUUGAGGUGGAGGAUAUCCCCUCGCUGCUGAGAGACGUUGCACGAUUCGCCGAGGCCGUGGAGAAACUCAAGGACUUGGUGUUGGGUGAAGUGAAAGAGGAGCCGCACAACAGAUCGGCCGUUCACGAAUGUUUAGGAGAAGUUCUGCGUGUCUUGCGGCAGGUAAUCAGCACGUAUCCUCUGCUCAACACUGUGGAAACGCUCACCGCGGCAGGCACUCUUAUCUCAAAGGUCAAAGGGUUCAGUUAUGAAUGCACCACUGAUGCUCAAAAGAAAGAUUUUGAGAAGGCCAUCGAGACCGUCGCUGUGGCCUUCAGCAGCAAUGUUUCAGAGUUGUUGAUGGGAGAAAUCGACAGCACAACUCUCCUGUCAUUACCACCGACAGAAAAGAGCAGGUCUAUGGAGGAUCUGUACAGAGUGUCUUCAGCUCAGGGCUCUGAUGGAGGAGGCAAAUAUGACCAUCAGGAUUGCACAGUGAGUCCACAGGAAGUUGAUAUUCUCCUGCAGCGCAGUGAAGGCGGAGUUGACUCUGCUCUAAAUUAUGCCAAAUCGAUCGCUAAAUACAUGAAGGACAUCAUCAACUACAUCGACAAGAGAAGCGCUCUUGAGAACGAGUUUUCUAAAGGUCUUCAGCGACUCUGUCAGUCCAGCAAACAGAGCAUCACACAGGAACACAUGCCGUUGUUGUCGAUCUUCUCUCUGGCUCUUGAGCAGGACUCAGAACAGAGCUCUGGCUUACAACAGGCCACAAACAACAUGUACACACACACUUUUCUACAGCCAAUGACACAGCGCAGACAGGAACACGAGAAGAAACGCAGAGAUAUUAAGGAACACUGGCAGAGAGCCAAGAGAAAACUGGCCGAUGCAGAGAGUAACCUGCGUAAAGCGCGUCAGCUGUACACGAGUCGCUGCGAGGAGUACGAGAGAGCUCGGACGGCGGCCAAUAGAGUUGAAGAGGAACAUAGCGGAACAGGAAGUGGCUCGACCACUAAAGCUCUGGACAGGAAGAGACGACUGGAGGAGGAAGCACGCAGCAAGGCAGAGGAGGCGGAGGCAACGUAUCGCACCUGCAUCGCAGACGCCACGACUCAGCAGCAGGAGUUGGAGGACAUGAAGGUGAACGUGCUUAAACAGAUUCAGGAACUCAUCAGACAGACAGACCAGAUCCUGCGAGCGUGCACCAUCUCGUACUAUCAGAUGAUGCACAGGCAGACCGCAGCUCUGCCGGUUCAUUUCCAAACGCUGUGUGAGAGCUGUAAACUGUACGAUCCCGGUCAGCAGUAUGCCACUUACGUCAAAAACCUGCAGCUCACCACAGAACUGCCCGUACAGUACCAGUUUGAGCCGUACUCGGCCUCCGGCCACCAGCUUGUUCGGACCCGGAACAACGCCCUCUCUAGGCAGAACAGCACGGAAGCCCCACCUACUCCAGAGGAGGCGGGAUUUGGAGAAGGGGGUGUGGUUAAACCAAGACGAGGUCAAGGUAGAGAUCAUCAUCAGGCUCAUAAGUCGUGGCCGUCCACACUGAGUGACACAGACAGUGUCGGUGCAGCGAGUGGAUUGGGCUCCCCGACAUCCAGUACAGGAGACAUCUCAAAACCUUCAAGGCCAGUGUCUGCUACUACACUGUCAUCCAGUGAAGAUUUAGACGACAGAGAUGGAGCCAUAACCCCGUUUGAACAAAGUAUAAAUGGCAUCGAACAGGAGAGCUCGGCCCCCACGGGACCAUUCAGAAAUGUUGGAUUAUCUAAAGCAGCUAAAACCCAUCGUCUGCGCAAACUCCGAACACCAUCAAAGUGCAGAGAGUGCGACAGCUACGUUUAUUUCCAGGGUGCAGAAUGUGAGGAGUGUUUUUUGGCAUGUCAUAAGAAGUGUCUGGAGUCGCUGGCGAUUCAGUGCGGUCAUAAGAAGCUUCAGGGUCGCCUGCAGUUGUUCGGCUGCGAUUUCUCUCAGGUCCUGCAGGGCGACAAGGAGGGCGUUCCCUUCAUCAUUAAGAAAUGCAUCACUGAGAUCGAGGGGAGAGCACUCCGAAUGAAGGGAAUCUAUCGUGUGAAUGGAGUGAAGACCCGUGUGGAGAAGUUGUGCCAGGCGUUUGAAAACGGCAAAGAGCUGGUGGAGCUUUCUCAAGCGUCUCCCCACGACAUCAGCAACGUGCUCAAACUCUACCUCAGACAGCUCCCAGAACCAAUCAUGCCAUUCCGGAUGUAUAAUGAUCUGAUGGGACUGGCGAAGGAAAGCCUGCAGUCAUACUCCGAGGUGGGUGAGGGGGUCAAGGGGCCGGAGCUGGUGGAUCGAGGGUCAGAAACAGAACCGGAGGUGCAGACGCUGGUAGAGAAACUCAGAGAGCUGCUGAAGAGGCUUCCUCAAGCUAACAUCACCCCACUGAGAUACAUCAUUCAGCACCUGCGCAGAGUAUCUGAACUGGAGCAGGAUAAUAAAAUGAGCGCCAGUAAUUUAGGUAUCGUGUUCGGCCCGACGCUGAUGAGACCCAAACCCACCGGGGCGACGGUGUCUCUCUCGUCUCUGGUGGAUUACCCUCAUCAGGCUCGCAUCAUUGAAGCUCUGAUCAUCUUCCAACACAACAUCUUCAUCUCCACUGACACGCCAUCAUCCUCUUCCUCGCUCACCUCUCCAACACAGCGCCAGGAAUUCGAGACUGAAACUCAUGAAGAGAAAAACAGAGCCGAUCCGGAAUGUGGUCAUUCGGUGGGUUCGUCUGGUUCUCAGGACCGUUCUCUGGACUCAGACUCUGAUGGAGACGAUCUGGAGAGAGGAGGUAAACGACGCCCCCCUCUGGUGAGUCAGGAGAGCGAGACCAGCACUGAGGAAGACCAGCUGAGUCCCAGAGUGAGUCUGGACCUGAGCGGACUCGUUCCAGAGACCAUCCCAGAGCAGACCGGUGGGACAGAAGAUACAAACACUGAGCAGACCUCAGAACAGGAAUUUAAAGAGAUCAAAAUACAUGCCAACAAUGACCAAAUAGCAGAGGAAUAAUAUUAAAAUCAAAAAGGUAAUCCAAAAAUGAAAACGGCCAUCAUUUAUUUCACCCUCAUGGAAUAGCCGAUGAUGGACGUUAUUUGCAGCUUUUUGUAUUUCCUGAAUGUAAUUAUAUGACUCUAUUCUACACGGACCAACAUGUUCUCAGCUCAUCUAAGCAUAUCAUUUAAUAAGAUCCCAAUGUAAAAGUUCCCGUAUAUUUUGUUGACCGUAACGUCAAGGAUGUGUCUCUUUUAGGAACUAGUAACAUUUGUAUUAUUAAAUAUUUAUUAUAGCGGGCCCCCCUGGCAUUGACGCUCACUACCACCCCUGGAGUCACGAGUUCGAAUCCAGGGCAUGCUGAGUGACUCCAGUCAGGUCUCCAUAGCAACCAAAUUGGCCCGGUUGCUAGGGAGGGUCUGGGUAUUUCUGAGUAUUGACGCUAGCUAUCACACCUGGAGUCGCCAGGGUGUGCUGAGUGACUCCAGUCAGGUCUCCUAAGCAACCAAAUUGGCUCAGUUGCUAGGGAGGGUAGAGUCACAUGGGGUAACCUCCUAGUGGUCACUAUAAUGUGGUUCUCGCUCUCAACGGGGCGCGUGGCGAGUUGUGCGUGGAUGCCGCGGAGAACAGCAUGAAGCCUCUACACGUGCUACGUCUCCAUGGUAACACAUUCAACAAGUCACAUGAUAAGAUGCACGGGUUGACGGUCUCAGGCGCGGAGGCAACUGAGAUUCGUCCACUGCCACCCGGAUUGAGAGCGCAUUGGGAAUUGGGCGUUCCAGAUUGGGGAGAAAAUAAAAAUAUUUAUUCUAAAUAACAACUACGCACUGUUUUUUUGUUUUUUUUAGAUGGCCUUUGUUCAUUCUAAGUGUGUGUAUGAGUUGUAAUGUUCGGUCCCAGUGUAACAGCCGUACUGCUGGUCAGUGUGCUGGUUUUAAUGGUUCUCGCAUUUUUUUUAAAGGGAUACUGUCGCGUCUGUUUCAUUACUGAUGUUAAAUUGCAGGAGGGCUGUACAGUGUAACUAAACAUUAUCAUUAAAAGGAAUAUUCGGUGUUCAAUACAAGUGAAGCUCAAUCGGCAGCACUUCUGGCAUAAUAUUGAUUUGCACAAAAACGUAUAUUUCGACUCAUCCCUCAUUUUCUUUUAAAAAAAAAAAAAAGCACAAAUAUGUGUUCCAUUGACGGUCUGGGUGUCUCAGUGAGUAUUGACGCUGACUAUCACACCUGGAGUCGCUAGUUUGAAUCCAGGGCGUGCUGAGUGACUCUAGCCAGGUCUCCUUAGCAACCAAAUUGGCCCGGUUGCUAGGGAGGGUAGAGUCACAUGGGGUAACCUCCUCGUGGUGGUGAUAAGGGGUUCUCGCUCUCAAUGGGGCGUGUGGUGAGUUGUGUGUGGAUCGUGGAGAGUAGCAUGAGCCUCCACAUGCUGUGGUGUCAUGCACAACGAGUCACAUGAUCAGAUGCUGCGGAUGCUGCAAAGAAUAGCAUGAAUGGUCUGCACUUAUAUAGCACCUUUUUAACCUUAGCUGUAUACCUUCACCCAUUCACACUGAUGACAGCAGAGCUGCCAUGUAAGGUGCUAGCCUGCCAUUGGGAGCAACUUGGGGUUCAGUGACUUGCCCAAGGACACUUUGGCAUGUGGAGUCAUGUGGGCCGGGAUUCGAACCACCAACCCUGCGAUUAGUGGCCGACCCACUCUACCAACUGAGCCACAGCCACCCCACACGCUACGUCUCCACCCGGAUCGAGUCACUACGCCACCACGAGGUCUGCAUUGGGAAAUGUAAACCCUGUAAUCCAACUAUUUAAACAAGUUUUAACAGAAGAAUUAAUGCAAGUGUUUUUAUAAUAUUAUAAGCUUCACAUUUCUGCCUUUAAACGCUGUAAAAAUAAACCCCAUUGACUUCCAUUGAGCCCGGAAUAUUCCUUUAAGUGUGCUCAUAAAUUCAACCUCAAACUAAGAGUGCGACUGAUAAACACGUAACAUCACAUCAAGUCGAAGUCAUUUAGUAAAUUCUGAAACUGCAUGUAUAUAUUUGAUGGAAAUCCAAUAAAAUGUGUAAGUUGUGCU